CCGGGUCCGGCGGGCGCUCUGCCAGCUGCGUAAACAAUGCCGGAGCACCGCGGCGGAGCAGACGGAGAACCUGAGAGGCAUCCAUCCCAUCCAGAACAGUUGCAGAGCCAACUUGACCCAAAACUGACAACUUGGGUCGCCAGCCUGUCCUGAGAGUAACUGAUCGGUACAGACCCCGGCUUCCGGAUUGCAGAGUAUCAUCAGUCUUCAGUUCCAACUUAGAAGCAAAAGGAGUACAUCCCAGCUGCUCUGUUCUCCUUCAGGAACCAGGACAGAUUCCAAGAAGUAGCAUUUCAGGAUCAAAAGGGGAAGAGGCAGCCAGGAUGCUGCAGCUGUUGUGGUUCUGAAGGAUGAGCUUGCCCUCUGCCCUGGGAGUGCAGCCCUACCGUUUAGAUGCAGGGACUCCUGAUCUGCUCCUCCAGUCGUGGCACUUUCGGAGGUAGGGUCAUGCUCACAUUCAUGGCCUCUGACAGCGAGGAAGAAGUGUGUGACGAGCGGACGUCCCUGAUGUCAGCCGAGAGCCCCAUGCCGCGCUCCUGCCAGGAAGGCAGGCAGGGCCUGGAGAACGGAGAGGGUGCCGCCCAGUGGGUAGGUUCCCACCAGCAGUCCAAGGCCUCCGGACAGAGAGGCCAGGAGAGCGAGGAGGACCAUGAGGAGGACCCUGACCGCUACGUCUGCAGUGGGGUCCCCGGGCGGCCACCAGGCCUGGAGGAGGAGCUGACCCUCAAAUACGGGGCGAAGCACGUGAUCAUGCUGUUCGUGCCUGUCACGCUGUGCAUGGUCGUGGUGGUGGCCACCAUCAAGUCCGUGCGCUUCUACACAGAGAAGAAUGGACAGCUCAUCUACACACCUUUCACCGAGGACACGUCUUCGGUGGGCCAGCGCUUCCUCAACUCCGUGCUCAACACCCUCAUCAUGAUCAGCGUCAUUGUCGUCAUGACCAUCUUCCUGGUCGUGCUUUACAAGUACCGCUGCUACAAGUUCAUCCACGGCUGGCUGAUCAUGUCCUCCCUGAUGCUGCUGUUCCUUUUCACCUACAUCUACCUUGGGGAAGUGCUCAAGACCUACAAUGUGGCCAUGGACUACCCCACCCUGUUCCUGACCGUCUGGAACUUCGGGGCGGUGGGCAUGGUAUGCAUCCACUGGAAGGGCCCCUUGGUGCUGCAGCAGGCCUAUCUCAUCAUGAUCAGCGCGCUCAUGGCCUUGGUGUUCAUCAAGUACCUCCCAGAGUGGUCUGCGUGGGUCAUCCUGGGCGCCAUCUCUGUGUAUGAUCUCGUGGCUGUGCUGUGCCCCAAAGGGCCGCUGAGAAUGCUGGUAGAAACUGCCCAGGAGAGAAACGAGCCCAUAUUUCCUGCCCUGAUAUAUUCAUCUGCCAUGGUGUGGACAGUGGGCAUGGCCAAGUUGGACCCCUCCUCUCAGGGAGCCCUUCAGCUCCCCUACGACCCAGAGAUGGAAGAGGACUCCUGUGACAGUUUGGGGGAGCCCUCGUACCCUGAAGUCUUUGCGCCCCCCCUGCCUGGCUACCCGGGGGAGGAGCUGGAGGAGGAGGAGGAAAGGGGCGUGAAGCUCGGCCUUGGAGACUUCAUCUUCUACAGCGUGCUGGUGGGCAAGGCGGCAGCUACGGGCAGUGGGGACUGGAACACCACGCUGGCCUGCUUUGUGGCCAUCCUCAUCGGUUUGUGUCUGACCCUCCUGCUGCUCGCUGUGUUCAAGAAAGCGUUGCCCGCCCUCCCCAUCUCCAUCACGUUCGGGCUAAUCUUCUACUUCUCCACAGACAACCUGGUACGGCCUUUCAUGGACACCCUGGCCUCCCAUCAGCUCUACAUCUGAGGGGAAGCCUGGGCACCGUGGCCUGCAAGCUGGAAGAAACGGUAACUGGAUGCAGUUGUGCAGUUGUACACUCUAGUGCCAUAUAUUUUUAAGACUUUUCUUUCCUUAAAAAAAAAAGGAGGGGGAGAGAGUAAAAAAGUGUCGUGUUUACUUUGUGAAGAGGAAGGACCAGCUUUUUGGUGCUGGUGGUUUUGUCACCAGGUCGUGGCUCACCCCUUCGUGAGCAUUUGCUUCACCAACAGGAGACGUGGGAAAUCGGUCCAGAGGAGCUGAGGAAGGUUCUGAGAUGUGGGAGGGGUUUGGGGAAGGCCCCUGCUCUCGCCCCACAGCCUGGAGUCCUCUGAGGGCCUAGCCGGAGGACGGGGCGCGUAUAUUCGGGACCAGGAGGUCACGCCUGGGACGGCAUGUAGCGCCUGGUCGCUCUGGCCGGAGAGGAAAAGCCAAUUUUCUCUGCAAGGAAUGUUCACCAACGCUUUGUCUAUGAUGCUGUCAUCAUUUUAUUACCUUUAGAGUCCUUGUUAAAAGCAGUUACUGCUGGGAAGUGUCUUAAUAUCAAUAAAUAGACGAAUCCUGUUGCAGUGUUGGGGUUUGGUCUGCUCAUCAGUGUGGGCCCCUCUCCCGGCAUCCUGGGAUAACAUGCCCUGGGCGCAAAAGAGAAGAGAUUUGCCUAGUUGUGAGGAGAGAGGCUUAACUGCCCCCAUCUCUGCGAUCGUUUCUUUAACUAGGUUUCCUAAGCAGAGGCACUCACAGACUCCUGAGACCCACUGUCUGACAGCUGGGCGGGUACCCGGCUGGCUGUCUUCAGAAACACUGCAAGGCUGUCACCAAAACACAGAGCGAGAGAGCAGGGCUGGUCCCCAACAGAAGCAGCCCAGCGGGGGCCAGGUGGGAGCCCAGGAGCCUGCUCUCCUUUCCUUCUAUGGCCACGUCUCUGGGCACUGCGGGGGGUGGGAGGUGGGCAGAUGGGUUUUUCCUUUGUUUCUCUACAUGUUUCACGGGCUGCAAAGAGAACCUCAGCCUCCAGACCAGAAUUUGAGCCCCUUGAGGCCUUGCAGAGCAGGCCGCUGGGCCCGCAGGGAGCGCGGCUGUCAGACACCCAAGAAACGCAGGAGCCGUGGAGCCGGCUGGGUAUCACAAGGAGAUGAAAAAAUCGUGCACUUUGGUGUCUGACUUAGCUUCCUUUUCCCCUGGGCUGUUUGUAGAAGAGCCGAGGGAGGCAGGCGUGGAAGCCGGGAGGCCAGCAUGCUUGGCCUGGGGGUGGCAGUUCAAUCCGGACAGCUGUCACUGGCUUGUGACUGACUCGCAGGUGACACCCAAGGUGGCGGCAUCACAGCCUCGAAAUCCAAAGGUAGGGAGAAUUUUAAGACUAUGAGAGCUAGGCCGUGAUAGUGAAAGCUCCCUGGAGAUUAAAGGGGAAGAAAAACUGGGAAAAACUCAUUCAGUUUGGCAAGUAGGGCAACGUUUAUCUUUGAAAGAGGAGUCUCAGGGUGGGGCUUCCAAAGAGGAGAUCUGACAAGUGUUUUGACUUGUUAGGCUUAAAAGGCCUUUGUCAAAGGCCUGACCAGGGUGCCGAGGGUGGAGCCUCACUUAGAGGUAAAAGCAGAAGGUAGAGAUGGACAGUGAAGGGAGGAGAGGUGAACGGUGCCCUGAUUAGGUGUUAAGAUUAAUAUGAAGACUGGGAAGGAACAAAUGUGAGAAGGCGAAAGGGCAAGAACCACUGGUGAGAAAACAAAGAUGCUUGAGGAGACUCUGCAGGCGGAAGCGUGGUCCCUGAGUCGCUGGGGGACUGGGGAACCCAGAACCCAAGUGGAGGAGAGGAAAAAAGAGGAUGAGAAAAGGUAAUUCAGGCAUGCUGAGAAGGACAGAGAAGUGGUAUGCAAACACCUCUGUCCCCCACCUUGUAACCAAUCAAUUAAUCUUAGUAUUUUUUCCAUAUUCCCUCCAGAUUUGUCUGUACAAAUAAAACCUUACAGUUCUGCAGUGCUA
Messenger RNA from Lagenorhynchus albirostris (white-beaked dolphin), 3816 nucleotides. RefSeq names its product presenilin 2 (gene PSEN2). Gene Ontology annotation, biological process: protein processing; Notch receptor processing; amyloid precursor protein catabolic process. The coding region runs from base 394 to 1830 and encodes 478 amino acids. Gene Ontology annotation, molecular function: aspartic endopeptidase activity, intramembrane cleaving. The record is from RefSeq and is a predicted model, not a curated record. Lineage: Eukaryota; Metazoa; Chordata; Mammalia; Artiodactyla; Delphinidae. Gene Ontology annotation, cellular component: ciliary rootlet; cell cortex; perinuclear region of cytoplasm. The transcript has 15 exons.